AUGCGCACGCUGGCCGGGGUGGGGACGGGAGCCCCCGUGCUCCCCUGCCUCCUCCUGCUGCUCCUGAUGGUGACGAUGAUGAUGUCCCACUCAGCCUGCGCAGCCAUCCUGGAGGUGAACGGAAACCUGAGCUGCAGGUGCGUGAAGAUGACGUCGGACUUCCUUAGUCCGAAGAGGUACGAGAGCAUCGAGAUCCGGCCCCUGGGCAGCACCUGCCGACGCAUGGAGAUCAUAAUCAAAUUAAAAACCUCCGGGAAGGUGUGUGUGAAUCCCGAUGCCCCUUGGGUCAAGAAACUGCUGAAGCGCAUUGCUGGCAC
Tauraco erythrolophus (red-crested turaco) is the source of this 317-nucleotide messenger RNA. Its product is annotated as interleukin-8. Gene Ontology annotation, cellular component: extracellular region. Gene Ontology annotation, molecular function: chemokine activity. Lineage: Eukaryota; Metazoa; Chordata; Aves; Musophagiformes; Musophagidae. The record is from RefSeq and is a predicted model, not a curated record. Gene Ontology annotation, biological process: immune response; defense response; chemotaxis.